UUUUCUCUUCUACUUUCACAGAAAUGCUUACUUAUUUGAACUUAGGGAAAAAAAAACAAAAUUAGAUAUCAUACAGAAUCAUAGACUUGUGAAAUAAUGACCUGAAGUUCCACUUUCUUUUACCUUUGAAAGAAACAUUCUUUGCUCCUCUUUGGAAACAUACUUGACAUUGUAAGAUUAUUAGUCCACGUUUCGAGAUUAUACUCCAUUAACCCAACCAAGAAUAUUAUUAAACUGGAGAGAGUUCAGAAGAGAUUUACCAGGAUGUUGCCGAGUGUGGAAAGUCUUGCUGAUUACAGGUGAAGCUGAACUUUGAAGUGACAAGAUGCAAUCAGUUUGGAAUCCAAGUUUUCCGAAAGGAAAACCCCAAAACAGUCUCGCAGCAAAAGGAUUCCGUAGUGUGAGACCAAAAUUCCUUACACCUGGCAGAAAAUCACCAGUGCAGCCUUCAACCAACAAUGGGGUGGUGGAGAUGAGAGAAAACAGCCACAGUACAAGGUCAAAAGAUGCUUGCUUUUCAGCAACUUCUCAGCCCAACAUCCCAUGUGGCACUGAAACAGAAGAUCUACCAUUUGCUGUUGGUCCUAAUCUCAAUAUACCAUGUACCUCAGAAAUUGAAAGCCAAGCUAUUUCGGACAGCACAUCAUAUAAGGUUCUCUGUAACUCAAACAUAGAUAACACUGCAUCGUCAGCUGAUCCAAGGCAACCACAUGCCACUAAGACAGGACUGCAGGUCACAGAGAUCGAUUCACUUGAGAGUGACAUAGAUCCAAUAUACAAAGUCAAGCUGCGAACAGUUAGUGAAAAGAUGAACAUCGGGUCACCUUCUAAUGCUCUGUUGACUUCAGAAAAGAAAAGAUCACCGCCUUUAAAAGUAAAAAACGUUUUAGUUGAAGAUGAACCAAAGACUUGGUAUAAAUCAAGGUUUAAAGAUGAUUACAAUGUACUGAAAGCAGAUAAAUAUGGGGCAUCUCCUAUUGUUGAUGCCAGGAAGAAGAUGUGGGAGCCCAAUUCAACAAAACAGCCCCCUUCCAGUUCCAUCUCAGGCUUUCCAUCAAGAUCUCAACUAACUGGACCACUGCCCUAUAAUUCAACAACAAGGAAUAACCACACAAUUAAACAGACACUUUCGUCAGAACCACUCAACAGUUCUAAUGGUGAAAAGCAAAACUGCAACCCUCAGCCACAAGAUCUACUUUCCAACAAUCCUGACAGUGAAAGUGCUCAAGGUUACUCCAUCCCUUUAUCAGGCAGCCUUCAUGACACCUGGGGCUGGAGUUUGCAAAAUUAUGCAGCCCCUCCAAGUGACUAUCAGCCUACAAAAUCUACAGAUGCACCCUGCAAUCCUUUGCCAACAAAAGAACUUCAUUCACUUUGUUCUACUGAGGCUACUGCUGAAGAAUGCAAGUGGUUAUAUCCAAAUGGCAAAGUUGAUACCUGUGGCUAUCAAGUUGAACCUAAAAGUGUAUUUUAUUAUAAGCCUGGAAAGUCAUCUGUUUUAGAUCAUGACCAUUCAAGACCAAUACACAUCAAUGUUUCAGGAGCUGCAUUUCUCAGUAAAUCUAGAUCACUCCCAAUGUUGGCAGAAUCAGCUGGUCAGCUGACCUUCAAUGAAUCCAGGCAAUGCAAUGGUUCAGACAUAGAUCUACCUCAACUGAAGUCCAUGGAAAUCCAAUGUUAUUCAUCUGCUGAUCAAAUCUCCAUAGACAAUGAAAAUGCAGAACCGUCCCUGGCUGAUGCACCCAAACCUACAGAUCAGCAUUUUCAGUCCCAAAAGCCAAAGCCGCCAGAGGAGACACAUGAUCGAAGACAGCAACUAAAUAUGGAACUGACUGUAAGAGCGAAGUAUGACUUCCAUGGCCACACGUCAAAAGAAUUGCCUGUCAGAAAGGGAGACAUCAUCUUCAUCCACAAACAGAGGGAUCACAACUGGUAUGAAGGCCAAUGUAAUGGAAAGAGUGGCUUAAUCCCAAUUUGCUACGUAGAGCCUGUUUCUGACCUACAGAGAAAUGAGCAAAAAGCACUUGAUGAAAUUGCAGUUGUUAGAUUCAGAUUUGCUGCCUUGACUAACAUAGAACUGCCACUGGAAAAGGACCAAUCAGUAGUUCUGCUCAGGAGAAUAGAUGAGAACUGGUAUGAAGGAAAGUAUCCAGGGACAAAUCGGAAAGGGAUAUUUCCUGUCACAUAUGUUGAAGUCGUUGGUAAAUCAACCAAUGAGUCUGUCUUCCCCCAACAUCUGCCAACAUCUGGGAGCGAUAUGAAAAUAAAAAUGGCUUCCCAGAGGUCUUUUCAACAGCUUCAGCAAAAGAGCAUGAAUAAUGACAGUAUUCAAUCUGGUGAAGAAACAUAUUUGGCUUUAUAUUCAUUUGUUCCCAACAAGGAAGAUGAACUGGAGCUCAAACAAGGAGACAUCAUUAACGUUAUCAGGAAAUGUGGUGAUGGUUGGUACUUUGGUACAUCCAGAAGAACCAAGAUGUUUGGCACUUUCCCAGGAAAUUAUGUGGAAAAAUUGUGUUUAUGACCAAUAGAACUGAUUCUCCAAUUCAACCAAGAUAUUAUUCUGGGUGAAUUCGUGAACUGAAUGAGUCAGGAAAUGCACUGAAAUGUAGAUUCUGUCAGCAAAGCGAAGUCCCAGUGGCAGAUUUAUUUGGGGCAGAAUUACCUGGAAGGUUUUGGUGGAACUAUGAUGCAAAUGUUUUUCCCUUUAAAGAAAUCUGCAUACCUUUGAUUUAUGCUGUUCCUUACCUCAAGUCAUGGCUAUAUGAAAGUUUUCAUGUUACAUGCAACACAAUAUCACUUUCCCCAUUAACAUUGUUUCACUUCUGAGCAAAAAACCAGGAAACAGAAACUGUUACAUUUUCCCAAGUUCUCCAGACAUAUGCUUAUAUGCAAAAUUUUGGGAACACCAGGAACUGAAAUCAUUCCUUCCAAUGAUUGAUUGUGAUUUUUUUUUUAGCAAUUUAUUUUUAAAAGUUAUUUCUUCUUACUGAGACCUACAAAAUAUUUUUC
Messenger RNA from Rhincodon typus (whale shark), 3009 nucleotides. RefSeq names its product sorbin and SH3 domain-containing protein 2-like. Gene Ontology annotation, molecular function: protein binding. The transcript has 19 exons. The coding region runs from base 326 to 2521 and encodes 731 amino acids. Lineage: Eukaryota; Metazoa; Chordata; Chondrichthyes; Orectolobiformes; Rhincodontidae. The record is from RefSeq and is a predicted model, not a curated record.